AUGGGAUUAUUCAAAUCAUCAGACCAGGCCACACGACCUAGGUUCUUGGAACUUAGGUCUUCCAAAUGGUUCAUCACCCUCGCCGUCUCCUUCGCCUCCACCACAGAUAUCUUCAUGUACGGUCUAAUCGUGCCAGUCACGCCAACCGCGUUGAGAGAACGCGUUGGCAUCCCCCCAGAAAAGAUACAAGCAUGGACAUCAAUUCUCCUCUCUCUAUUUUCCGUAUCUAUGCUCGCUUUCUCACCGAUUGUCGGGUAUAUCACCGAUCGAGCCGGAUCACGAAAAUGGCCUUACCUGUUUGGUCUGACUGCCCUGGCGGCAGCAACAGCUUUGCUAUGUAUCGGAUCAAGCAUUGGGCUUUGGAUCGCUGGACGGUUAUUACAGGGAGCCGCGGGUGCAGUUGUUUGGGUUGUUGGAAAUUCACUGAUGGCUGAUGCCGUUGGUCGAGAUGGUCUUGGCCAAGCUAUGGGAUAUAUGUCGAUGGCUACUAGUAUUGGAAUACUUACUGGACCACUCCUCGGAGGUGUUCUUUAUGAGAAGUGCGGGUAUUACUAUGUCUUCGCCCUUGCCUUUGCAUUGAUUGGGUUGGAUGUUCUCAUGCGAUUUAUGUUGAUUGAGAGGAAGGAUGCGGUUCAAUGGCUUGCGCCAGAGAGGAGGCCACUCGUGCCAGCGCAGGAUGAAUCGGGUGUUACAACAGACUCACCUGCCGAAGAUUUUUACGAGCGUAUGGGCAUCCUUACAAGCUCUUCGCGUCUUAUGGUAGCCCUCUGGGGUAACUUCGUCGUUGCACUAUUUAUAUCCUCCUUUGAUAGUGUCCUCCCGCUAUUUGUGCAAGGGACAUUCCAGUGGAAGCAAAGUGGCCAGGGUCUGAUCUUUAUUCCACUCAUUGUGGCGCAUGCCUUCGAUCCGCUGACUGGGUAUAUCAUCGACAAGUACCCACAGACUGCUCGUUAUAUUACCGCCGGGGCAUUCUUCAUCAUGGCACCCCUAUUCGUCCUUUUUCAACUUGUGAGGAACAACUCUAUGCAUGACAAGAUCGUGCUAUGCGUUCUUCUUAGUGGCGUUGGCCUCUGUCUGUCUGUGACAGUACCCCCUCUCGAUGUGGAGGUUUUCAAUGUCGUGGAGGAAAAGGAAAAACAAAGACCUGGUGCUUUUGGUUCGGGUGGAGCUACGGCCCUGGCUUUCGGCUUGACGAACAUGGGAUUCUCUGCCGGCAGUCUUGUCGGACCCUAUUUUGCUGGCUUUAUGCGACAGGAAGCUGGCUGGGGCAUGAUGAGUUGGGCGUUGGGUUUAAUGGCUAUGCUAUCGGGUAUCCCGAUCUUGCUCUUCAUGGGCGGCCCAGAUUUGAGCAAGCUUGCAGGGUCAGAGGAUGAGGGCGUCACCGUUUCUGAACCCUGA
Molecule: messenger RNA, 1398 nt
Organism: Penicillium subrubescens
Lineage: Eukaryota; Fungi; Ascomycota; Eurotiomycetes; Eurotiales; Aspergillaceae
Product: MFS transporter
Exons: 1
Coding region: 1-1398 (465 amino acids)
Biological process (GO): transmembrane transport
Molecular function (GO): transmembrane transporter activity
Source: RefSeq, a predicted model, not a curated record